This is a messenger RNA of Dinoponera quadriceps, 1969 nucleotides long. Its product is annotated as protein takeout-like. NCBI's taxonomy places the organism in Eukaryota, Metazoa, Arthropoda, Insecta, Hymenoptera, Formicidae. The record is from RefSeq and is a predicted model, not a curated record. The transcript has 6 exons. The coding region runs from base 132 to 872 and encodes 246 amino acids.
AGAUUGCUUGAACAUCAUCACUAACAGUUCUCUUUCAACGUUUACAGACAGUUGUCAUCCACGAAAAUUGUUUGACUUUCAAUCUUAUCAACGAAUCAACGUAUCAACGUGAAAGAAAAGAUUCAGCGAUAAUGAAGACGACAGUUAUCAUCUUGUCCAUGAUUGUUGCAAUCACGGCAGAAAAUUUACCCAAUGGCUUCAAAGUUUGUAAGCUAUCGGAUCCGGAUAUCGAAAAAUGUAUCUCCGAGGCUUUUAAAAUAGCAUUGAAUGUUUUAGCUAACGGUGACAGUGCAUUGAAAAUUUUACCUAUCGAUCCGCUGGCAAUCGAUUACAUGCGUAUUAAUAGUUCCGGUCCGGUAUCGGUAACACAAGAAUAUCGGAAUAUGAAGAUUUAUGGAAUGACGAAAAAUAUGCAAGUCUUCAUAAAGAGUUUUGACGUAAAUACAUUCGCGAUCAAUAUCGUGGCUGUUUUUCCUCAAUUGAACGUAACUAGUGACUACGAAAUGAAUGGCAGAAUUUUACUGUUGCCAAUUCAAGGAAAAGGCAAAUGCAGAGCAACGUAUUAUAACAUGACAGUUACAUUCGAUGUAGAGUACGACAAGUAUGAAAGAGAUGGAGAAACUUAUCUCAAGAUCAAGAAAUUUAUUUUUCACAUCAAUGACAUCAACGAUCUGAAAGGAUAUUUCGAAAAUCUCUUCGGCAAGGAUUACAGUUUAGGUGAAGAGAUGAACAGAUUAUUAAACGAAAACUCCAAAAUGAUCUUCAAUGAAAUUAAACCGGCUCUCGAAGAGGUCUUUAAACAGGUUAUCACUGGAAUCGGUGUUAAAAUUUAUUCCAACGUACCACUAAAGAAAAUCUAUCCACCCGAGUAAGCAAUGACCAACUUUGCCGUCACGAAAAGAUUAACAUUUAACCGCCAUAUGCGCAUGUAUAUGCGCCUUUACGUUCUUAUCCAUAGUCGUUUUGUUCGAAUAAUUGAAGUUGCUUUCUGGUCAAUACAAUAAUAUUUCGAUCCAACAGCACUAAUAAUGAUCCCGAUCUCACCUAUUCUCGCACGAAACGAUUUCAAUUUCUUUUCUAUGUUCGGAAGAUCGAUUUGCACUUGGCUCCAAUUUCAAAAGAUACGAAGGUAAACUGUGCUUAUGAUUUUCGAAAAUUUUUAUUAAAAUUUCAGUUAACUUAACAAAAAAUAUUAUGAAAGCCUAACCUCAGUUCCAAAAUCAAUGUAGAAGACAGUAAUCUGAUAAAACGAACUAAAUUAAAGUCCUAAACAGAAACCAGUGCAUUAGGGACUGAGAAUUAUUUAAUUUUGACAUCAAAUUUAUAUUUCUUGACAACGAAAACAUAAAAUGACUGACUUUUUAAAUUGAAUAAUAUAUUUUUAACUGAGAAGUGAGUUCUUUCUGACGCAGUUGUGCGCGCUUGCCACUUAUGGCACGAACAUUGGCACAUGCUACUGCGCGUAAGCACUGAUGGACUCACACUCUAGACCUCUGGCUUGUGAGUCAAUCUUAGAAUUACAUCACUUUGUCAAUUUAUAUAAACAUCUUUCGUAUUAUCUAUACAGAGUGUCUGAAACUUUUUGGCCAAGUACUAUAUACGAGGUGUGAUGGUGUCUCACUUAUAUGCAGAGCAGUAUGCCGAGUUACUGCUGGGGCACGCGUAAGAGAAUAAGAACGCACCGCGCAACUCGUCUCGAUCGUACGUACUCUUUCAUGUGCACCCCUGCAGCGGCAAAACGGCAUACUGAUUUACAUGUAAGUGUCGGACCGAAAUUUUGGUUUCAGUUUCGGCUACGGCAAUUGUCGGUCAAAUAUAAGGAUAUCGGUGUAGUUAAUUUAUAUAAUCAUAAUCAUAAGUUUCCAAAGAAUGCUGUUUAAUUAUUUGUAUUAGUACUUUUCGAUAUAUCAAAUAUACAAAUGUUAUCAUAAGGGUGUGGGAGUUUAUAAUUACAUGUUUCCAAAAAUUC